UCCCGAGAUGAGGACAUGUGUUGGAGGAGGCCGAGGGUCGGGAAAAGCGGAUGGAGAUGGUGCUUGAGCGUCCCUGAGAGAACCUGAGUGAAUAAGAGGCCUAGGCUGAAAGAAAUGGAGGCACGAAAAGCUGCGAGAGACUGAGACGGGGAGGUUCAGGGAGGAGGGAAGCUGAAAACUAGAGGCAUCGCGCAAGAAGCUGACGGAUGCCACCGAGAGAGGCUCACAGAGCCUACGAGAGAAAUGUGGUCGCACCAAGAACGUGGGAGAUGGAGGGAAGGACUGUAGUGGAAACUAGCGAACAGAAAUAGACCGAAGAGGACAAUUUAAGUGGAGGAACGAGAGGCUGAAUCAUGGGGAGAGAUCACCAAAGAAAGAUGGGCACUGUGAAAUAGGGAGAGUCCGACAAAAGCUGACGUGAGCGGGAUUGAGGGACAGAGACUGGGAGAGAGAAAGCAAGAGGUGAGAGUGGAGUGAGAUGGAUGGGAAAUGGGAGACAAAGGCAGAUACUUGGAGUAAUCCUGAGUAUGGAGAAAUGGAGAGACGUGAAGAGACUGCAGAUGGGGAAAUGGAGAGAGAGUAAAUGGAACUGAAAAGACAGUGUGAAGUUUAAAAAUGGAGGGAUAAAGCGAGGCAGUGGAGAAUCACAUUGAAAAAUAGAAGAGGAGGAGUAGUAAAGGAAGCCUGAAUCCCUAGAUUUGCAUUUCUCACCUGCCACUUACUCUUUGUUCUCUAUGUGGUUCAGUAAAAUAAUAGCAUGUUUUUAAGGUUGUGAGAAAAGUGUGUACAUAUGCAUGUAUGUAAGUGAUUUAGAAUAGUACCUGAUACGUGAGUAAGCACUAAGUAAAUGAUAGCUAUUAUCCAGUCUUUUUUAAAAUCCUCAUCCAGGGAUUUAUCUAUUGGCUAUAGCUAUCGGAUAUAUCUAUUGAUUUUAGGGAGAGAGACAGGAACAUCAAUUGGUUGUCUCUCAUAUGCCUGCUGACCAGGGAUUGAACCUGCAACCUUUUUGUGUACAGGAUGAUGCUCCAACCAACUGAGCCACCUGGCCAGGGUAGCUAUUACUCAAUCUUCAGACAAUUGUGAGACAAGAUUUUAGAUGGCGAAAUCGAGCGAGAUGAAGAGAUACUCAUGGUGGAGGAAGAGAGUGAUAGAGAAUGAAAGCUGGAGAGAGACGAAAAUGAUUUAAAAAAAUAAUCCAACAAAAUGAGAAAGUCAAACGGAGUACUAAAGAGAAAUAGUAAGAGAUUGUCAAAUAGGAAAAGAUGGAUGGACUUACAGGGAAAAAAAUCAGACUGAAGAAUACAGACAGUGGAAGAGAAUCAGAUAAAUGAAGUGAGAUGGGACCAGUGACUGAGAGAGGAAAGAGGAGAUGUGGGUGGUGAGCAAGAUGGACGGAAAAAGACAAGACACAGGAUACCAGAGGAGGAGAGAAAAGGGUGCAAAGAAGACCUGUAAAAGCCAUGAGCCUAGAAAAGAAGCCAGGAGAUGGUCAGAGGUACCGUGACAGAGAAACCAGUAGAUCCAGGAAAUUUAAAAGGGCCUGAAAAACCAGGAUACAUUUCUGUCCGUCCCAGAGGUUGCUGCAGGAGCCGUGAGGUGCCUGUGGGUCACCAGCUUGACCCAGGCCCCUGGCCACUUACCCUCCCAUCGCCUGCAGUGGCCCUUAUACCAUCCAUGAAGAGAGAACUUAGCUCUUUGAAGAGAAAGCGGUUCCUUACUGUACGUACUGGCCCCUCACUGCAGGAGGCGGGGAAUGGAUGAGAACAUUUGGUCCCCGUGAUCAGAACUGAGGCCGCUUUUGUGACAGCAGUGUGAUUAGGCCCAGCAUGCCUCCUCCCAGAACAAGGGAGGACAGGGAUCACCGGCACCGACACCGUGCUUCCAGUGAGGAGGAGGCUCCAGAGAGGUGGGACUGGAAUCGUCCAGAGAUCCGGAGUCUCUUCGAGGAUGCCUUCUUCCGGGAUGAGGAUUACAUCCGCCAGGGUUCUGAGGAGUGCCAGAAGUUCUGGACCUUCUUCGAACGCUUACAGAGGUUCCAGCACCUCAAGACCACCAGGAAGGAGGAGAAAGACCCGGGGCAGCCCAAGCACAGCAUCCCAGCACUGGCCGACCUCCCUCGCACUUACGACCCGCGUUACCGCAUCAACCUGUCUGUCCUUGGCCCUGACACUCGGGGCUCUCGGGGGCAGGGCAGGCGCCUGCCCCAGGAGAGAGUGUCCGAGUUCCGCCGAGCCCUGUUGCACUACUUGGACUUUGGCCAGAAGCAGGCAUUUGGGCGGCUGGCCAAACUGCAGCGUGAGCGGGCGGCGCUUCCCAUCGCCCAGUAUGGGCAGCGCAUCCUGAAGACACUGAAGGAGCAUCAGGUGGUGGUGGUGGCAGGUGACACGGGCUGUGGCAAGUCCACUCAGGUACCCCAGUACCUACUGGCCGCUGGCUUCAGUCACGUGGCUUGCACCCAGCCCCGGCGGAUCGCCUGCAUCUCACUGGCCAAGCGUGUUGGCUUUGAGAGCCUCAGUCAGUAUGGCUCACAGGUCGGCUACCAGAUCCGCUUUGAGAGCACGCGUUCGGCGGCCACCAAGAUUGUGUUCCUGACAGUGGGGCUGCUCCUGAGACAAAUCCAGCGGGAGCCCAGCCUGCCCCAGUACCAGGUCCUGAUCGUGGAUGAAGUCCACGAGCGCCACCUCCACAACGACUUCCUCCUGGGUGUCCUCCGGCGCCUGCUGCCCACGCGGCCUGACCUCAAGGUCAUCCUCAUGUCGGCCACCAUCAACAUCUCGCUCUUCUCCAGCUACUUCGGCCAUGCCCCCGUGGUGCAGGUGCCUGGGAGGCUCUUCCCCAUCACGGUCGUGUACCAGCCGAUUGAGGCAGAGCCGACCGUGUCCAAGUCGGAGAAGCUGGACCCGCGGCCCUUCCUGCGGGUGCUGGAGUCCAUUGACAAUAAGUACCCACCCGAGGAGCGGGGCGACCUCCUCGUCUUCCUCAGCGGCAUGGCGGAGAUCAGUGCCGUGCUCGAGGCCGCCCAGACCUACGCCAGCCACACCCAGCGCUGGGUGGUGCUGCCGCUGCACAGCGCCCUCUCUGUGGCCGACCAGGACAAGGUAUUUGAUGUGGCUCCCGCUGGAGUCCGGAAGUGCAUCCUCUCCACCAACAUCGCUGAGACCUCAGUCACCAUUGAUGGGAUCCGUUUUGUGGUAGAUUCAGGGAAGGUGAAGGAGAUGAGCUACGACCCCCAGGCCAAACUGCAGCGGCUGCAGGAGUUCUGGAUCAGUCAGGCCAGUGCGGAGCAGCGCAAAGGCCGGGCGGGCCGCACGGGCCCAGGUGUCUGCUUCCGCCUCUACGCCGAAUCGGACUACGACGCCUUCGCCCCCUACGCCGUCCCCGAGAUUCGGAGGGUAGCCCUGGACGCGCUGGUGCUGCAGAUGAAGAGCAUGAGCGUGGGAGACCCCAGAACCUUCCCCUUCAUUGAGCCCCCGCCACCAGCCAGCCUGGAGACGGCCAUCCACUACCUCCGGGACCAGGGGGCCCUGGACAGCUCAGAGGCGCUCACCCCGAUCGGGUCCCUGCUGGCCCAGCUGCCUGUGGAUGUUGUAAUUGGGAAGAUGCUCAUCCUGGGCUCCAUGUUCCACCUGGCGGAGCCUGUGCUCACCAUCGCGGCCGCCCUCAGCGUCCAGUCACCCUUCACCCGCAGCGCCCAGAGCCACCCGGAAUGUGCAGCAGCGCGGCGGCCCCUGGAGAGCGACCAGGGUGACCCCUUCACACUCUUCAAUGUCUUCAACACCUGGGUGCAGGUGAAAUCAGAACGGAGCAGAAACUCACGUAAGUGGUGCCGCCGCCGAGGCAUAGAGGAGCAUCGGCUGUAUGAGAUGGCCAACCUGCGGCGCCAGUUCAAGGAGCUGUUGAAGGACCACGGGCUGCUGGCCGGGGCACAGGCCCCAGAGCCAGGGGACAGCUACAGCCGGCUGCGGCAGCGCCGGGAGCGCCAGGCGCUGUACCAACUGAAGCGGCAGCACGAGGCGGGUGGGGGGCGCAGGCGCAAGGUGCUGCGGCUGCAAGAGGAGCAGGACGGCGGCUCCAGCGACGAGGACCGCGGCACAGCCUCCCAGGGGGCCGGCGACAGCGUGGACAUCCAGGAUGUGAAGUUUAAGCUGCGGCACAACCUGGAGCAGCUGCAGGCGGCCGCCAGCUCGGCCCAGGCGCUGACCCGGGACCAGAUGGUUCUGCUCAAGCUGGUGCUGGGCCGGGGCCUCUACCCGCAGCUCGCCAUCCCGGACCCGUUCAACAGCGGCCGCAAGGACUCGGACCAGAUUUUCCACACGCAGGCCAAGCAGGGCACCGUGCUGCACCCCACCUGCGUCUUCGCCAGCAGCCCCGAGGUGCUGCACACGCGGGAGCCGGAGGCCAGGACCAGCGAGGGGAGCCGAGACGACAGGGACAAGAUGAGCAGCAGGCACCAGCUCCUCACCUUUGUGUCCCUGCUGGAGACCAACAAGCCGUACCUGGUGAACUGUGUCCGCAUCCCCGCUCUCCAGUCUCUCCUGCUGUUCAGUCGGUCCCUGGACACCAACGGUGACUGCUCCCGCCUGGUGGCCGAUGGCUGGCUGGAGCUCCAGUUUGCCGAUAGUGAAAGUGCUGUCCGGCUCCUGGCGGCCUCCCUGCGGGUCCGGGCCCAGUGGGAAAGUGCCCUGGACCGGCAGCUGGCCCAUCAGGCCCGUCGGCGGGCGCCGCUGGAGGACGAGGAAGACGCGGAGGAGGCUCCGGUCAACCGCCAGGAGGUGGCGGCGCUGAGCAGGGAGCUGCUGCAGUUUGUGGCUUCCAAGGUUCCCUACAGCUUCCGGCGGCUCACGGGGCUGGAAGCCCAGAACCUCUAUGUGGGACCCCAGACCAUCACAACUGCCCCCAGUCUCCCCGGCCUCUUUGGCAGCUCUACCCUCUCCCCCCACCCCACCAAAGGGGGCUACGCAGUCACUGACUUCCUCACCUACAACUGCCUCACGAGCGACGCAGACCUGUACAGCGACUGCCUCCGCGCCUUCUGGACCUGCCCCCACUGCGGCCUGCACAUGCCCCUCACGCCCCUGGAGCGCAUCGCCCACGAGAACAGCUGCCCCGAGGCCCCGCGGGACGGCCCUGCAGGGGCUGAGGAAGCCACCCCGGAGCCCCAGCAGAAGACUUCGGCCCUGCAGAGGCCUUAUCACUGCGAGGCCUGUCAGAAAGACUUCCUGUUCACGCCCACCGAGGUGCUGCGGCACCGGCGGCAGCACGUGUGAGGGCGGGGCCCUGGGCUACUCCCCGCUUCCUCCCCCAUGGGGGAGGGUAUGAGCCUGCGCCCGCCCGCCCAGAGGGCAGCAGCGCCCUGUUGGCCCGCCCCAUGGUCUCGCUCUCCCGCUGGCCGAGGGGCCCUGGGACACCGAUGGCCGAGCAGGGACUUCAGAUCUCGAGGCAGGAUCUUGGCGCCCCUGCCCUUGCCGGAGUGUGUGCUCACAGCCUCUGCUUUCCCUUGAACGAGGGAGACCCUGCGCUGGCCUGUCCACGUGUGUCACUUUAAGAGGCGGCGAGGAGGGGGUGUCAGUGUCCGCGUGGGACCACGGGCUGCACGACAGGACCCUGCUGUGGGGCCCAUGGGCGGUCUCAGCCGCCCCCGCGGGACUCCCGGCCAUGCCUCCCUGUCCCUGAGGGGCCUCCUGCCUCGGCCCAGGCGCACCCCUGCGGCAGGUGUCUCCCCUGCCCUGGCAGCCAUGCCUGGGCGCCACACUCCUCCUCCGCUGCGCCCUGCC
This is a messenger RNA of Pteronotus mesoamericanus, 5774 nucleotides long. RefSeq names its product DExH-box helicase 34 (gene DHX34). Gene Ontology annotation, biological process: nuclear-transcribed mRNA catabolic process, nonsense-mediated decay. Gene Ontology annotation, molecular function: ATP binding; RNA binding; helicase activity. The transcript is spliced from 17 exons. Lineage: Eukaryota; Metazoa; Chordata; Mammalia; Chiroptera; Mormoopidae. The record is from RefSeq and is a predicted model, not a curated record. The coding region runs from base 1827 to 5267 and encodes 1146 amino acids. Gene Ontology annotation, cellular component: intracellular anatomical structure.